AUGAAUGGUUAUUUAAUCGUAAAAUUUUUGGGAAUUGUGUUCUCGUUAUCAUUUGUAGAUUGUAGACUGGAAACAUUCCAAAACGACUGUGUAAAUUACUGUAACUCCUUACAUCCAAGAAAAGGCGCUCAAUAUCCUUCUGGUAAUCCAACUGAAAGUGCGAGAUACAGCAGUGAAGACGUAGCCUUGGCAGCCUGCAAACAAAGAUGUCGCAUGUCGGAGAUCAUAAGACCAAAAAGCGAAAUUGAAAUUUUCGGAAUUUAA
Theileria equi strain WA is the source of this 264-nucleotide messenger RNA. RefSeq lists its product as hypothetical. The transcript is spliced from 2 exons. The record is from RefSeq and is a predicted model, not a curated record. Lineage: Eukaryota; Apicomplexa; Aconoidasida; Piroplasmida; Theileriidae. Bases 1 to 264 code for a protein of 87 amino acids.